CUGCAGACACCUUUAACAGUUUUACUAUGAAUCUCUCACAGAUGUCAAAGCUUCUCAUAUAGGAGAGCACCUAGUACAAGAUGUUGAAAUUAGCAUUCCACCACCGCUCGGAAAAACAGAAUCUCAGAUGGCAAAACUUUCACAACUCUGGCACCUGUCAACAUUGAUGUUCUUAAAACUAAGCAGAACCUGUAAAACCGGCAGAGGAACGAGGUGAAGAAAGAUCCAAGAAAGUCCCUUGAGGGAAAAUGUGUGUCGAAGGCAGCAGCAGAACCCCAAGAUCCCAAGGACCAAUCCGUAUGGGGCGGGGACUUGGGCUCCCUAUAGUCAGGUGUUUCCCGGGCAGUUGGGACUACGUCUAUGUUUGUGAGAGAGGUCAGUUAUCCAGGUCAUCACUCACCGGACAGCAGGAGAGGCGCUCUUUCAGUCCUUCCGCGAACCCGCUGCCAAACUCCACUUCCUCCCCCGUCCAUGCUCCCCCCGCCAGGCCGGCCAGUCGAAUGGAGGACAAGCCCGCCAGGCUGCCCGCACACCUGCGUCUGCAGCCCAUGUUCUGGAGUCGGGAGGACGUGGCCCAGUGGCUCCGGUGGGCUGAGAAAGAGUUCGCCCUACGUCCCAUCACCAGCGGGUCCUUCCAGAUGAACGGCAAAGCCCUGCUGCUGCUCACCAAGGAGGACUUCCGCUACCGCUCACCCCACUCUGGGGACGUCCUGUACGAGCUGCUGCAGCACAUCCUGAAGCAGAGGAAGUCCUCAACCUUGUACCCGUCCACCUACUUUCCCGGGAACUCCUUCGCUCUGCUGCCUGAAGCCAGCGGCCAGCAUCUGAAGCUGGAAGAAACGGUACGACGGGGUCCAUGUGGUACAGAGCCCCUCCCUCAGCACCCCCCAACCAUUGAGCUCCGGCACCGCUCCCGCUCUCCCCACCACACCACCCCCCGACAGUCCCCGCCAGAGGCAAACCAUUCGCGGCCCGCCAGCGACGACCACCUCCAGACCUUUUCCCAGCUCCCCGACAGCAACCACCACCUCCAUGAGGACAUGUACCCCCUGUCCGUUUCCCCGAAUGCCCCCAAUGGCCGCUGCGUGACUCCCCAGGACGUACCGUGCCCGCGCAGCCCCGGGGUCCAGGAGACGGGACCUCCUCGCGUCAUCCAACUCAUACCCAGCAACAUCAUGAACCCGCUGUUCCUCAGCCCUAGCAGGAGUGGCGGUGGUGUGAACAUGGAGUUCAGGAACAGCCGCGGCGGGACGACGCUGGAGAAUGGGCGUGAAGGGAAAGUUCAUGUGCACCAGCAUCAGAUCCAGCUGACUCAGCAGCAUCUUCUGCAGCAGCAGCAAGAGGAUGCACUCUACAGGAACCACGGCGUCAUGCCCGUGUCACCCGAGGAGCAGCAGAUGCCCAUCGGACGGAUAGCAGACUGUAGGCUGCUGUGGGACUACGUCUAUCAGCUCCUGUCGGACAGCCGGUACGAGAACUAUAUCCGCUGGGAGGAUCCCGAGAGCAAAGUCUUCCGCAUCAUGGACCCCAACGGCCUGGCCAGGCUGUGGGGCAACCACAAAAACAGAACCAACAUGACGUACGAGAAGAUGUCGCGAGCACUGAGACACUACUACAAGCUGAACAUCAUCAGGAAAGAGCCGGGACAGAGACUUUUAUUCAGGUUCAUGAAAACCCCAGACGAGAUCAUGAACGGGCAGACGGAUCGGCUGGAGCACCUGGAGUCGGACACGGACGAACAAAUCUAUAUCAAAGAGGAGUGCUGAGGACUUUUGGGAGACCCUUGAACUACAACAGCCGCUGAUGCCUUAGAGAAGCAGCUCUGAACAAUGACGGACGAGCCUGGGAUGGACUCCUCGAAUCAACCCCAGAAUCCUUCAGAGAGUUUUUUGGUAGUUUUGAUUGUCUGCCGAAGCCAAUCGCCUUCCGCUUGUGACACUUUUAAUGUUGUGCUUUAUGUAUGACGGCCUUUUUCUGUUCGUUCAAAGAUACUGGGGGGUUGUGUGUGCGUGUUUGCGUGCGUGGAUGUGUGGCUGGAACACUUUUGAUCACAAGUAAACAUUUUUGGAUCAUACUUUGGACGUUUUUACUGAGCUUCGUGGUGCCGUGCGUGUCAUUCCACCUGUGUACACAUGGUGGCGGUACAAGACAACUAUUGUGAUUCCCGGUAUCCUGAGCCGCAGCAGUUCAGGAAACGUUUCGUCAACUUUUAACUGAGCCACUGUGUCUUGAGAGACAUUCCACCUUC
Synchiropus splendidus (mandarinfish) is the source of this 2248-nucleotide messenger RNA. Its product is annotated as transcription factor ETV6-like. Gene Ontology annotation, biological process: cell differentiation; regulation of transcription by RNA polymerase II. Lineage: Eukaryota; Metazoa; Chordata; Actinopteri; Syngnathiformes; Callionymidae. The record is from RefSeq and is a predicted model, not a curated record. The coding region runs from base 249 to 1766 and encodes 505 amino acids. The transcript has 10 exons. Gene Ontology annotation, molecular function: DNA-binding transcription factor activity, RNA polymerase II-specific; sequence-specific DNA binding. Gene Ontology annotation, cellular component: nucleus.